UUCCCUCCCUCAAGCCUCCUCUCCACUUCUUUCUCGUGUGUUUCUCUCUCUCUCUCGCUGAGCUCUUCUGCGUCGUGCACACCGUAGAGGUUCGUCUCGUCCGCAGACAGCGGUGUCUGACACUGGAGAAGGCCAAAGGUCGGAUUUUUGGGAGUUCGAACCCAACAUCAAAGACGGAGUCCAAAGGGAAUCCUGCCUACCAAGAUCUUGUUCGAUCACUCUGGCCGCCCCUGAAGUACCGUCUCCUCUCACCUUGAGAGAGGUGUGGGCUCGGGAGGACGCUGUCUUCCCUCCUCACUCCACUCUCCUCUUUGUUUGGCUUCUUUGUUGUAUGGUAAAAGGAUACCCGAUCGACAACGGCUGACCGCUGAAUCUAUUGUAAGAUACAUCUACUAGGCAUAGUUCUUUACUCCUUUGCUUACUAGGGUUUGUUAGCUGCACAAUAUUGUUUGGGAAUCUACAAAGGAAGAUCUUGUGUUGUUUGUGGAUUUAUUAACGCCCCAGAAGAUGGCAAGGUUCAGUUGCUUCUCUAAUCUUCUCAUCGGAAUGAAGAAGAAAUCCGAAAAAUCAUCCAAAGCUGUUGAUGCCAAAAGGGUGAAUAGUACUGGAGAUUUGCGAGUUAAACCAGAAGAUCUCCUUCAUCCUUCUCUCGAGAUGGGAACCAAGGAGGCAUCUUUUGGGGAUUCAGUACCUUUAAAAGCUCAAGGAAAGAGCUCUUUGAGCAAUUUGAAGGUUGAUGGGAAUGGGAACACUAAUGAGAUCUUGACAAGGACUACAGCAGCAGUUGAGGCAGCUUAUGAGGGAGGUGAUGAGCAUGAUGAUGUUUUAUCUAUGAAAAGGGACUUCUCUGACUUCGAUCUCCAGGCGUUAGCCAUGGAGAAAGGUGAACUUGCAUACCCUGGUUUUAAUCAAGAAUUCAACAAUGAUGUGAUGGAGUACAAGUCAGACAAAAUUGCAGGGAUCACUCCCAAUAUGCUGGACCAAAGCGGGCAUGUCAGCGAUCCAGGGAUGGGGAGGACGACAGCAUUUUGGGGAUCUCCCUCACUGAAGCGUUCAUGCUCCAACAUAGAGAGAAAGAGAUCUGGUAAAUUCCUUACAUCGCCUACCAAGUCCUAUUCAUGCGAAGAUCUUCAAAAGCUAGCAGAAAAUGGUGGUGGAGAAGCACAUGGCAUUCUAGGCAGCCCAUUAUCUGUAAUGACCUCCUGCAGUGCUGACAAGGUGAUGUUAAAGAAGAGAUCUUCAAGCCAGGUGCUUCCCUCAAGGAGUAGGAAGCUCUGGUGGAAGCUUUUCCUUUGGAGUCAUAGGAAUCUCCACAAGUCUUGGGUCUCAAAACCAGAGAGGACAGUCUCCACUGUUGAUGCAUCCAAGCAGAAAGGUGGCUAUUGCUCAGAUACGCUUGAACCAAGCUGUAAGAUUGACAUAAAAAACAAGAAGCCAAUGGAAGAACCUGAGAUCAGGAAUGAUUUGUGGCCUCAAAAUCAAUGGGUAGCAUUUUGUGCAGAAUCCUCGUCUCUAGAUAGAGUUAAUGCUUGGGUCCAUAGUCUCGAUGAUAGCCCUUUCAACCCAAUUGAUGAUGAUGAAGUGGUCACUGGAGUUUAUGUUAACAUGGAUUCUACUGAGGUGGGAGAACCUUCAGGCAAGAACCAGACUGGUAUGAGCAGGCGCACCGUGGAGGAAAUCGUGCAGGCCAACAAAAUUGUUGAAUCUCUCAAUUCCUUAUCUGCAGUGGCUCACAUUUCCUGCAUGGGUUUGAAAGUAAUACCAGCUAUUUCAGCCUUCAAUAGCCUCCGAGUGAUCAAUUUAUCAGGCAAUUUCAUAGUUCAUAUUUCUCCUGGAUCAUUACCUAAGAGCCUUCAUAUGCUUGACUUGUCAAGGAACAAGAUUGCCACAAUUGAAGGUCUCAGAGAAUUGACGAAACUAAGGGUGCUUAAUCUCAGUUAUAACAGAAUCUCACGAAUUGGUCAUGGACUGUCAAACUGCGUUCUAAUUAAAGAACUUUACCUCACGGGCAACAAGAUCAGUGAUGUCGAGGGGCUACACAGGCUCUUGAAGCUUACUGUGCUUGACCUGAGCUUCAACAAGAUAUCCACAGCAAAAGCCUUAGGCCAGCUUGUCGCCAAUUAUGACUCUCUCUUGGCCCUUAACCUACUUGGCAACCCGAUACAGACCAACAUCGGGGAUGACCAGCUCCGCAAGGCAGUCUGUAGCCUCCUCCCACAGCUUGCUUAUCUCAACAAGCAACCGACUAAACCCCAUAGGGAGGUGGUAACUGGCAACAUAGCCAAGGCUGCACUUGGGGACAACGGCUGGCAUUCUAGGAGGAGGUCAACAAGGCGUGUGAUCCAGAGUAUGAGCUCAUCGGUCAAGGUAAGGGUUGGAGAGGGAAGUAGCCACAAGGGAAGCAGCCACAAGGAUAGACAGGGAUCAAAGAGCAGGCAUCAACACUCGAUUUCAACAAGAAAAUAAAUUCAGAACCUACAAGACUUGAGUUUGAUAAUCUGCAUGCAACUCAACAAAUAAGCUGUCUCUUAAUCCAAGCUUUAGCAGAGAUGAUCUAUGCAUGGCUAAGGAGGAAGUAUCACAUUGCAUUUAACUAUGUUAAUUAUUGAAAAUUAAUGGUAAAAAUGUUCUAUCUAAAUAGAUAUUGCUGCUUGUUAAAGACAGUUGCAAUUGUUGGGAUCAAUGUGAGCAUAAUUCAUGCAAUUGUGCUGAUAAAA
Molecule: messenger RNA, 2717 nt
Organism: Musa acuminata AAA Group (dessert banana)
Lineage: Eukaryota; Viridiplantae; Streptophyta; Magnoliopsida; Zingiberales; Musaceae
Exons: 6
Coding region: 508-2466 (652 amino acids)
Cellular component (GO): cytoplasm
Molecular function (GO): protein binding
Source: RefSeq, a predicted model, not a curated record